CAACGUCCUCUUCAUCACCUUAUACAUUUUGGAAGGACCAUCGUGACCCAGAAGAAGAUUAUGCCGCCCACCAUCACAAGAAAUCAGUUCUGGCCAAAGUUAAGGAUAAGGCCAAGAAAAUUCGAUCUCAGCAAGAAGAAGCAUAGUGAGGAUGGUAGCAGCACCGGUGGCAGUGCUACCACACCCUCUUGGGGUGUCAGCUUAGAUGAUGAUGAAGACGAUGAAGAUGCUGAAUACCUUGGAGCCCCAAUGUAUGAAUCGGAGCUGGCUCCUGAAGGGUACAAGGAAACGGCGAGGCAGCAUCCAAGAGCAGUUCACGUGGUUUCUGAGAAGCAUGUUUUGGCAUGCAGUGUUAAUCUUGGUGGUGCCGAUCAGCAAGAAAAGCAAAAGCCUACAAUGACUGAAACUAUGACUGUCAAUAAGAAGUUGUCACCAUUGGAUGAAAAAACCCAUGCGAUUGCUUCAAAAUUUCAAGGCCUCACCAUUUCAGCCCCGACGGCUUCACAAACCGUUUCAGGCGAGGAAGCUUCACAACCCUUGUCAUGCCGGUGGCCAGCUCCACAAAUUUACUCAACCCCGGCGAGUCCACAAGCUUAUUCAGCCCCGGCUGCUCCACAUAGCGGAAAUGCUAGUUUUGGAGAGCAAAUUUGGGAUAAGGGUGUUUCGGUGAAGGAGUAUUUGAUUCAUAAGAUUGAGCCUGGGGAUGAUGAGAGAGCACUUUCUCAAGUGAUAUCGGAGAAGAUGAGUCCUAGAAGAACUCCUGGUGAUAUGGGUGUGGUGGAGAAGGUAAAAGAAGCUGUCACUUCUUUGCUCCGGAAUGAGUCGUCCAAAUACAGUACUGUCAGUACAGCUGCAAAUUCAGCUACAAACACACGGAUCUCCGCCAAUGCACAUUCGGCAGCUAAAAACUCACCAUCACACCUUCUGAUCUCCAUCAAUGCUCGUGAAGUUGGCGAUGAAGAAAAUCAUGGAAGAAUACUCCAAGCCAAUUGAGAGAGGAAUGCAACUGGUGAUAAAGAAUCAAAAUUGAAUCGUGUACGAGUUUUGGGUAUCAAUAAGUAGU
Molecule: messenger RNA, 1063 nt
Organism: Alnus glutinosa
Lineage: Eukaryota; Viridiplantae; Streptophyta; Magnoliopsida; Fagales; Betulaceae
Exons: 3
Coding region: 61-993 (310 amino acids)
Biological process (GO): response to abscisic acid
Source: RefSeq, a predicted model, not a curated record